Parnassius apollo (apollo) is the source of this 372-nucleotide messenger RNA. NCBI's taxonomy places the organism in Eukaryota, Metazoa, Arthropoda, Insecta, Lepidoptera, Papilionidae. The record is from the annotation of a GenBank genome assembly.
AUGAUCAUUGCAUCUACAUUAAUAUCAAAAGAAACGAAUGCGCAAGUCGAGCUAUUUACAAGGAUUAAUAAGAAAAGUAUUAAGAUAUGGUUACAGUAUUUGGUAAACACGCCCCUUUAUGAUUACUACAAUAUCACAAUUAAUCACGGAUUCCUCAGUGAUGAUGAUGAAGAAACUCAACAAACAGGUAACAUAGAUGAAGUCGCUGAAGAUAUUCCCAUCGAGGAGAGUAUUACAGCUCAGCAACAUAUUCUUCUGUGGAAUGACGAAAAAUAUUUAAGAAUCGCACCUGGGGAAAACAAUAUUCCUCGUAGUUUAUUAUUUGAUGAACACGCGGAAGUCAUUUUCAACUAUUUAUUUGGGACAAUUUAG